CCCGAGUGCAGUAGUCCGAGGCUGUCCACAGGUUUUUUUUUAAAUUAAAAAUGACAGAAGAAGAUGCUAUUAAAAAAGUUAUUAAAGAAGAUGUUAUUGGAAAAGAGUCAAAUUCGGCAACUAGGACCAGAGUUCCCAGUAUUUUCUUAAUACCUUUAUUGGUUUUCUUCUUAUUUUUUGCGUAUGUGACUAUAAGAAUUGAAGAUGAGUUACCAAAGCCUAUCAAAGAAAGGGAUAUUGCAAGCGACGAUUCAAGAACUGGCAGCGAGGAAUCUGCAAAAAAAUAUUUGUACGAAAUUCUCGGAGAUGGACCGAGGGUAGCCGGCGCAAAAUACCAUUACACUAAAACUAAAGAUCUUAAACAGUUGGUAGAUGACAUAGCGAGCAAAUCUCAUCAGCGUAUUCACACAGAUUGGCAACUUGUCGAUGGAAACUUUUGGAUUGCUUUCGGUACUCCCAUCGUGCAAGCUUACCAAAACUUGUCCAAUAUAAUCGCAGUAUUGGAAGGUGAAAGUGGAUUUAACCCUGACGGGACUACUGGAACUUCAAUUCUUGUUAACGCCCAUUAUGAUUCUGUACCUUUUUCUACGGGUGCCUCUGAUGAUGGUCUGUUUUGUGGUGCUAUGGUCGAAACAUUGGAAAAGCUGUCCCGUAGGAGAAGGAAGUUUAGACACAAUAUAAUAUUCCUUAUUAACGGCGCCGAAGAAAAUGCUUUACAGGCAAGUCACGGGUUUUUGAGCCAUCCGUGGGCGAAAAAUAUUAUUGGUGUAGUCAACUUGGACUCCGCAGGCAAGAACGGGAGGCCCAGUGUUUUCCAGGUAACAGACCCCAGAUUACUAGAUGUGUACAAGAAAACAAUUGGAAGACCCAUAGCACAAGGUUUAGGAGAGUUUUUGUUCACCUACGGCAUUAUUCCAUCUGAUACUGACUUCCGGAUAUGGAGAGAUUAUGGAAAAAUCAAUGGCCUGGACAUAGCCUUCGUGAAGUGGGGUAACACUUACCACACCCGAAACGAUAGACCAGAUUUAAUAAAAGAAGGUGUUAUACAGAAUUCAGUAGACUUACUCAUAAGCCUUGUCUCGCAGUUGGCUGAAGAGGAGGAUAUAGUGAAACAGCAACCAGCAUCGACUGUGGUAUACUUUGACGUUCUGGGCUUUUUCCUCGUCUCAUACACCAGAGAAUUCGCGGCUACUGUGGACAUGGUGGUGGGAGUGAUGGGAGUUUUGAGUGUAGUUUACUUCCUGGCGCUCUUCGGUUUCAAGCGGGAAACGUUCAUAGAGUUGAUUUGGUCGACAGUCAGUCAUGUGAUCUGCUUGGUGUCAGGACUCGCAGUAGUGGUUGCUUUGACACUUCUAAUGCUCAACACAACACAACAAAUGAGAUAUAUGUCAGCGCACUGGCUGGUAGUGCCGUUCUACUGGUUGCCGUACCUCGUGAUAUCGGUCGGGGUGUCCCAUGCGAUUGACAGUUGGAGAACAUCGAAGACAGACUAUGACCGUCCAAUCAGAACAGCGCAAGCUAUGGCCACAAACCGCCUUAUAAUGGCGUUGGUGCUUUUGUUGACAUGUUGCGCCGAGGAGACGGCCAACAUCAGAUAUUUGUUAGCUAUUCCUCUGUUUGCGAUGUCCAUCGGAGGAGUCAUAACCACUUCUGUAGCCAGAUGCAGGUGUCUAAGUGCAUGGCAAGUCCUUAUACUAGAAGUAGUCCUGCACCUGCCAGCCACCAUGUUCGCCUUCUCCCUGGCCACUCGCCUCAACUGCCUCGCCAUACCUAUAAUGGGCCGCUCAGCAUCCGAUACUCCAGAUCUCAUCAUCGCUGGUUUUAACGCCGUUCUGGUUAUUUACGUUGCAUCUACUGUCUCUGGAAUUGAACUACUAUUCUCACGCAAAGGACUGACGACGGUGUUGGGCGUCGUGUUCGUCGUGUCUGUCGGUAUCAUAUUCUACCCCUUCGCGCCUUACCACGGUGACGUCACGCAGAGGCACUACUUUGUUCAUUCCCAAGUAACAACCUAUAACCGAAAUCGUGCGCCUGUAGAACGAUUUGCAGGAACCGCCAUAGUUAAAAUGGACGCCAACAACAUACAAUCAGCUUUGACAGCAAUCCAAACCAGUCCCCUCUUCAUAAACGAUAGACACCAUGUAUCAUGGGAUGGCAUGGAUAGACACAUCAAUAAAGGAUUAAAUAUCAGAGCAAGUGAUUUAAAAAUAAUAGAUCAAGAGUGUGAUGACUACCUUUAUUGCAACUUACCCUUGUUCAGGCCCGGUUUUAGCAGAUUAAAGAGAGGCAGUGUUUUUAUUAAAAUGAGUCCUCCGGCAUUUUUCCCGCACUCGUUGGUUCUGAACAGGCGCUUAUGCAAUGGUAAUCAAUGCAGAUUGCACUUCACAAUGCGUGGUAACGCACACAACCUAAUUUCAAUAUGGCCAGUAAGAGGUGUCCAGCUAACUGAGUGGUCCUUUAAUGGUCCUGUCAAAGAUUCGGGAGUGGUGCAAGGCAGAGCCGUAUACACGGUUGUACAUUCCACCGCCACAUAUUCUGAGAACUUUGCGCCUUUUGAAUUCUGGGUGACCUUAGAAGCACCACCAUCGCUCCAGUCUGGUGUUAUUGUGGAAGUCUCUCACCACGCGCACAAAGCUUUCCAUCCUGAAGACUUCACCGAAGAGUACCGGCAACUCCUCGCCAUCAUGCCCGACUAUAUGAACGUAGCCACCUUCCUCAGUUUCAGAGAUAACUACGUGUUUUAAUAACUGUCUUCAAUUAUUACUUUUAUCACGAUUUUUUAAUGUAACAUUUCAAAACUGAUACAAAUUCUUCUCUGUAAUACUUUGUAGCAUUUAAUAUUGAUAUUUAACCAUUAUUUAACAGUGAUUUGUAGUAGAUCUUACGUUUUUGUUUUUUUAAUUGUUUCAUUAUCAUUGCUUUGCAAUUCAGAUUCUACUGUUACCUCCUACUUAAUAUUAAUGAAGUAUGAGUAGGUAUAGCUAAAAUCAGGAAAAUGCAAGACUUGUUUAUUCACACAUAAUACGUACGAAGCUUCAUAAACACAACUAAUUAGCAUUUGUUAUAACAUCUAUUUAUGUUCAUAAUUUGUUAACUAUGAAGUUUGUGAUUUGUGUUUAUUUUACAUAGUACUUACUUACCCACUUAAUUAAGUAAAAAUACACAUAUUGCGUGUUUAG
This is a messenger RNA of Bicyclus anynana (squinting bush brown), 3179 nucleotides long. Its product is annotated as endoplasmic reticulum metallopeptidase 1-like. The transcript is spliced from 18 exons. The record is from RefSeq and is a predicted model, not a curated record. The coding region runs from base 51 to 2744 and encodes 897 amino acids. Gene Ontology annotation, molecular function: metalloexopeptidase activity. Lineage: Eukaryota; Metazoa; Arthropoda; Insecta; Lepidoptera; Nymphalidae. Gene Ontology annotation, biological process: proteolysis.